AUGGCAUCACGUACGGAGAAGUUUGAGCGCAAGCCCAACUCUAAGAAAGAAAAGGAGAAUGAGGUACAGGAAGAGCCCGAGGAGAUAAUACGUUUCUCUCCGGAAGAAGAAGCUUCUCUACUUAAUGAAUCCAAUGCCCGAAAAGCCUCUGCGAACGAGCUCUUUGCGAAAGCGUCAUUUACAGAUGCCAUAGAAACGUACGACCAGGCGUUGGCCACCUGCCCGAAUUACUUAGAUUAUGAAAUCGCGGUGCUGAAGAGCAAUGUUGCGGCGUGUCAUCUCAAGCUCGAGGAUUGGAAGGAAGCUGUGAAUGCUGCCACGGCGGCUUUGGAUAAGUUGGAUAACUUGCAAGGCAAGGGUGAUGGGGGGAAGAAGCCGGAGGGAGAGGACGAGGAUUUGAAGUCCAAGGAAGAAGAUGCAUCAGUCGAGGAGAUUGUUAGUGAGGGUGCCGCAAAUGCAGAGGAUACCUCCGAGAAGGGCAAGAGAGAGUCUGAUAUUGAGAGGAUACGGGCGAAGUCGUUGAUGCGAAGGGCUAGGGGUAGGAGUGAGUUGGGUGGUUGGUCGACUUUGCAAGGCGCCGAAGAAGACUAUCAAACCCUCUCAAAGAUGAAGAAUUUAUCGGCUGCGGAUAGGAAGAUCGUACAGCGACAGCUGGUACUACUGCCGCCACGGACAAAAGCCGCCCAGGAGAGAGAAAUGGGAGAUAUGAUGGACAAGUUGAAGCAGUUGGGCAACGGGAUUCUGAAACCCUUCGGCCUUUCAACAAAUAAUUUCCAGAUGGUCAAGGAUGAGAAGACAGGCGGGUACAGCAUGAACUUCAACCAGGGGGGUGCCCCGGCAGAGAAAUAG
Molecule: messenger RNA, 849 nt
Organism: Venustampulla echinocandica
Lineage: Eukaryota; Fungi; Ascomycota; Leotiomycetes; Helotiales; Pleuroascaceae
Exons: 4
Coding region: 1-849 (282 amino acids)
Molecular function (GO): protein binding
Source: RefSeq, a predicted model, not a curated record